AUGACACUCCUUCAAUCGUUAAACGACUUCGCGCCCAGUGAAGCCACCGCUCCACCACCACCUCCGUCUCCUCCUCCGCCACUCGGUACAAUUCCGAUUCCGAGAAAGGUAAAAGAAUCUCUAUCUGCAGAGAAAUCAAGCAUAUCCUCCACAAAGACGCAGCUGUGGACACCGAGUCCCAUUUCGAGUUCGAAAAUCGACUCGGCGAAAUCGACAGAGCAUAGUAGCAGAAGCGGGGGUGGUGGGGGUCGGCCUUUGGCGGAAAUGAGGAGGCCCAAGACGGUGAUGGCGCGGGGCUUAGCCGGCCGGGAGAGGUCGUCGACCGGAGGGUAG
Molecule: messenger RNA, 333 nt
Organism: Linum trigynum
Lineage: Eukaryota; Viridiplantae; Streptophyta; Magnoliopsida; Malpighiales; Linaceae
Source: the annotation of a GenBank genome assembly